ACUCUUCUUUUCCCUUCUCAACCUCUCUCUCUCUCUCUCCCCCUUUGAAUAUUGUAUUGUGCCCAAAAAUCCACACACAAGUCACUACUAUAACAUAACACAAUAGCUGAAGUAGUAAGAGAGAGAGAGAGAGAUGGAAGGUGGGAAUGGGAAGAGAGCACAAGAAGAUGCAGGCCCUUCGUCUGCUUCUGGGAUUGAUGGAAUCAAACAAGAAAUGACUGGAAGACCGUGUGAAGCCUUAGAUGAUGGUAAGAAAGAAGAAGAAGAAGCAGAGGAGGAGGAGGAAGAGGAAGAAGAAAGCACUCACAGUGGUAAAAGUGGUGUCUUUGUUCCUGGUCCUCUUCUUUCUCUCAAGGAACAGAUCGAACGAGACAAGGAGGAUGAAAGCCUAAGGAGGUGGAAGGAGAAGCUGUUGGGUUGCUUAGAAAGCGAUUUAGAUGGUCAAUUGGAUCCUGAAGUAAAAUUCCACUCUAUAGGAAUUCUCGCUGAUGAUUUUGGUGAAAUUGUUACUCCUCUACCUGUGGAUGAAAAUCAGAAUGGUCGCACUCUAUUCACUCUCGGAGAGGGUUCUCGCUAUCAGCUUAAGCUAAAAUUUAGUGUUCUGCACAACAUUGUGUCUGGCUUGAUGUACUCCAACACUGUGUGGAAAGGAGGGCUUCAAGUUGAUCAGAGCAAAGGAAUGUUGGGUACUUUUGCUCCUCAAAAGGAGCCAUAUGUGUAUGCCUUGAAAGAGGACACCACUCCCUCGGGUGCACUUGCAAGGGGUGUUUACUCAGCCAAACUUAAGUUUGAAGAUGAUGACCGAAGGUGUCACAUGGAGCUCAAAUAUUUAUUCGAGAUAAAAAAGAGAAGCUAGUCCGUUAUUGUUUUUAUGUAUCAUUUUAUCGUCCUCCCAAAAUCCUUAAUUAAAAUUCUGAAGACGUGUUACUGAUUCUACAGCUUUGUAUUUGCUUACUAAAGCACAAAAAGGUAAUGAACUCGUUUUAUCCUCCGGAAAAUGACUAUACCGAGCCAGCCAGAGUCACAAU
Abrus precatorius (Indian licorice) is the source of this 1028-nucleotide messenger RNA. Its product is annotated as rho GDP-dissociation inhibitor 1-like. Gene Ontology annotation, cellular component: membrane; cytoplasm; cytosol. Gene Ontology annotation, molecular function: protein binding; Rho GDP-dissociation inhibitor activity. Gene Ontology annotation, biological process: Rho protein signal transduction. The transcript is spliced from 5 exons. The record is from RefSeq and is a predicted model, not a curated record. Lineage: Eukaryota; Viridiplantae; Streptophyta; Magnoliopsida; Fabales; Fabaceae. The coding region runs from base 134 to 856 and encodes 240 amino acids.